AGAGUACUUUACAUGGCCCCAUCCAGCAACUACUCCACUGGUCCAGUCUCUGAAUUCCUCCUCAUCUGCUUCCCUAACUACCAGAGUUGGCAGCACUGGCUGUCCCUGCCCCUCAGCCUCCUCUUCCUCCUGGCCAUGGGGGCCAACGCCACCCUCCUGCUCACCAUCUGUCUGGAGGUGUCUCUGCAUGAACCCAUGUACUACCUGCUCAGCCUGCUCUCCCUGCUGGACAUUGUGCUCUGCCUGACUGUCAUCCCCAAGGUCUUGGCCAUCUUCUGGUUUGACCUCAAGUCCAUCAGCUUCUCUGCCUGCUUCCUUCAGAUGUUCAUUAUGAAUUGCUUCCUUGCCAUGGAGUCCUGCACAUUCAUGGUCAUGGCCUAUGACCGCUACGUGGCCAUCUGCCACCCACUACGAUACCCUUCCAUAAUCACUGACCAUUUUGUGGUUAGAGCUACCAUAUUUGUUGUGGCCAGGAAUGGCCUCUUUUUCCUUCCUGUUCCUGUCCUUUCUUCCCGGCUCAGAUAUUGUGCAGAGAACACCAUCAAGAACUGCAUCUGCACUAACCUGUCUGUGUCUAAACUCUCCUGUGAUGACAUCACCUUCAACCGGCUCUACCAGUUUGUGGCGGGCUGGACCCUACUGGGCUCUGACCUCAUCCUUAUUGUUCUCUCCUACUCCUUCAUCCUGAAAGCUGUGCUAAGGAUCAAGGCUGAGGGUGCUGCGGCCAAGGCCCUGAGCACAUGCGGUUCCCACUUCAUCCUCAUCCUCUUCUUCAGCACAGUCCUGCUGGUUCUGGUCAUCACUAACCUGGCCAGGAAGAGGAUUCCCCCAGAUGUCCCCAUCCUGCUCAACAUCCUGCACCACCUCAUCCCCCCAGCUCUGAACCCAGUUGUUUAUGGUGUGCGGACCAAGGAGAUCAGGCAGGGAAUCCAGAAGCUACUGAGGAGGUUGUAA
This is a messenger RNA of Hyaena hyaena (striped hyena), 954 nucleotides long. Its product is annotated as olfactory receptor 56A4. The transcript has a single exon. Gene Ontology annotation, molecular function: G protein-coupled receptor activity; olfactory receptor activity. Gene Ontology annotation, cellular component: membrane. Gene Ontology annotation, biological process: G protein-coupled receptor signaling pathway. NCBI's taxonomy places the organism in Eukaryota, Metazoa, Chordata, Mammalia, Carnivora, Hyaenidae. The record is from RefSeq and is a predicted model, not a curated record. The coding region runs from base 13 to 954 and encodes 313 amino acids.